GGUUUGCGUGUGCGCGCCUGGUCAGCAGUGUCCUGUCGCUUUAAGGAAGGUGGUACCUACCCUCGUGAGCUCGAGAACCCAUCCCCCGAGCUCUCCUGCUGGCUGUUUAAUCCCAUUGUCAACGAGUGCAACACAACACCGACCAGACCGAGCAUCAAGCAUUGAGCAGCGGAGUCCUUUACACAUGGAGAUCACAAUCACGCCUUCACACAACACGGGCCUCUGAAAUGCAGAUUUCCAGCGCAAAAACUUUACUACCCAGAUUUCCAGUACAAAAAGAGCCGGGGGACUGCAACCAGAUUUAAUGCACAGCAUUCGGAGGCAAGAGCAUAAGCAGCAUUCACUCGCAACUUUAAGGCUUUUUUUUAAAGAAGAAAUUUGCAAGCACACAAUUCAAAAGACGAUUCUGUAAUUUAAAUCAACGACAGAACGUUUUACUAUUUUUUUUUUUUGAAUAAUACAUUAUUACAUUUGAAUGUAAAGUUUUAGUUUUUUAAAAUGUAUGCUUUUGCAUUCGUGGUACUGUUUAGCUUGUUUUCCCCGGGCUUGUGUGACUCCUGCCCCUCGUCCUGUGAGUGUUCUGAAGCUGCCAGGACGGUGAAGUGUGUUUUUAAAGAUGUGACUGAGGUCCCGGCCGGUAUCCCCUCGUACACGAGAAACCUCUACCUGACGGGCAACAGCAUCAGCCGAAUUGGACCGGCGUCAUUCAGAGGGCUGGGUGAUGUCACCAAACUUUCACUAAGCAAUAACAGAAUUGCUGUGAUAGAGUCCCACACAUUUGCUGCCCUGCACAAUCUCCGUGUUCUAGAUCUGAGUAACAACGGCCUGUCAGUCAUACACCCAGAUUCCUUCAACUCGGAGAACAACUCUAUACGCGAUCUCAACCUCAGCCGCGCUCUCUACAACCAUUCCGCUAUCGGCGACCUGGCAGCUGCAAUGCGCAGAGGCGGCUUCGGGAACCUGCGCAAGCUGGACCUAUCCGAGAACGAGAUCGUCUACCUCCCGAUCGGUAUCUUCUCAUCCCUGACGGCCCUGAGGCACCUGGACUUGAGAAACAAUUCCCUGAUGGUCAUCAAAAACUCUACCUUCGCUGGCCUCGACCUGGAGGCGCUGGACUUACGACUGAACGCCAUCCAGACGCUCAGAGCGGACAGCCUGAGAGAGCUCGAUGGAAUGGAGCGGGUGCAGAUCCAGAUGAGAGACAACCCGUUUGUCUGCAACUGUGGCAUUGAAGACUUCGCUGACUGGCUGAACGCUACUGCCAAGGUGGUGGACGCAGACAGACUGGUGUGCGUGCUUCCGAAAGAACUGCACAACACCUCGCUCCUGGCUGCGCGGGACCUGGAGCUCGGCUGUCACUACAGCGAGAGCGCAGAGAUCGCACUGCAGACCUCGUACGCGUUCCUCGGCGUCGUUCUCGGCUUCGUCGGCGUCAUCUUCUUGUUUGUUCUCUACCUGAAUAGGAAAGGUAUCAAAAAGUGGGCCAAUGAACUGAGAGACGCCUGCCGGGAAGUAAUGGAAGGCUACCACUACAGAUACGAGAUCGAGUCGGACCCCAGGUUAGGGCAGUUAUCCACCUCCGAUUUGUGAUAACAAAUCCUGCACCUAAAGACUUGUAUGUAGAUUUGUUUUAUUUCUAAUGACUUUAUAUUUGUAUAUAUUCAGAAUAGCAUGAACAAUAUUUGCUCAUUAUUGUGUACAGAAUUGUUGUCAUUUUUAGCAUGUUGAAUGAAAUCGUAAGGACUCGUGGAGUUAUCGUGCUCUUUGUGUAGCCCCCCGCUGUUGGAGAUUUCCGACUCAGUCAACUGACCGCUGCAUUUUUACACACAAACACGCUGAACAAAACAACACAACGUCUGUCGCAACCCACAAGCUAGUUCAACAGUGUAUCCGACUUAAAGUUCUUAAAUGGAUAAUGUCUUAAUAACCCCCAAAACACAACGCAACAGCUGGUCACAAUAAAGGAGCAGAACACAAAUGAAUUUGCACAGACACGCUUAUCCAUCCAUCCAUUCAUUUCUUUUUUUAAUCAAACAAUCUUUUAUUUUUGUUCAUAGUUUCCUCUAUUAGUAGUUGUUCCACACCCUCAGAAUUUAGUAAUGUUUUAAGCAUUCUUUUAAAACAGUGGCCACUAAAAUACAGCACUCUGCAGUUUCUUUUGUUCACAUAAAACAUGUGUUCUUUUUUAUUGAUAAUGGGUUAUUCCAACUCAACUGGACCAGUGGGGGUUGACUUUUUUUUUAAAUUAUCGAUAAUGGGUUAUUCCAACUCAACUGGAUCAAUGGGGGGUGACCUUUUUUUUGGCAAGCUUUGAAACGAGAUUUUAAAUGAUGCAAAUAUUGUUUGUUUGGGUCAAAGGUUAGGCAAAUGAACAUUUUUUACCACCUUCCACUUGUCCUCACCACACACUUCCCUUGGAAUGUGGUUUAAGUUUUAACGACACAUGGGCACACAGGCAAGUUUCACCAAAACACCAGAAGUGCACAUAAUUGAAUCACUAAUCAGGAUUUUUUUUUCAAGUAUUCAAUGUUAAUCAACAUAUGCAGAACCACACUAAAUUAGGGGGAUGUUUCAAUAGCCCCAUGUUUUGUCACAUUUCUUUUCUUCUGUGAAGGAAAGUUUUAUAUAUAUUUUAAAAAAUGUGCAUUCAGCUGUUCAGACCACACAGGUUACUAACUUUGUGAUUAUGAAGAUGUAGAACCCUUCUCACUAGUGUUAAUAAAGAGUAAAUAUCUCUGCUGUACACUAGAUGGCGCUGGCUGUGACCCACGCCAUCUACAGAUCCUAUGGUUGAUCUUAAAGAAGAAGGAAGUUAAAGAGCAAAGCCGUUUUUUAACUGCAUGAUAUUAUAAGACAGCAAACAUUUGUAAUUUUUAAACUGAUUAGAGGCGUUUAAAGAAAUUGCUUUUUAGUGUUUGCCAACAUGGUAACAAUGGAGGGGGAAGUCAAGAUAAAAGUCAUUUGGCUCCAUUUAAAAUGUGAGGGUGUAACAUGUUUAAGAGACCAUUUCAUGCUCUCGGUGAUGCUGAAUGUGUUUCCGGCUGAAAUGUUUUGCUGCGUGUCAAAUGUUUGUGGGAGAAGCUGUCAUUUUACUUCACACCAUGUGGGGAUCUGAGAUAGCAUGACACCUUUUAAAUAAACAGUCUUUGUUUCUA
Acipenser ruthenus (sterlet) is the source of this 3155-nucleotide messenger RNA. RefSeq names its product trophoblast glycoprotein-like. Gene Ontology annotation, cellular component: plasma membrane. Gene Ontology annotation, biological process: negative regulation of canonical Wnt signaling pathway. Gene Ontology annotation, molecular function: protein binding. The transcript has 2 exons. The record is from RefSeq and is a predicted model, not a curated record. Bases 499 to 1590 code for a protein of 363 amino acids. Lineage: Eukaryota; Metazoa; Chordata; Actinopteri; Acipenseriformes; Acipenseridae.